Molecule: messenger RNA, 3934 nt
Organism: Drosophila yakuba
Lineage: Eukaryota; Metazoa; Arthropoda; Insecta; Diptera; Drosophilidae
Gene: Ptpmeg2
Product: tyrosine-protein phosphatase non-receptor type 9
Exons: 8
Coding region: 175-2592 (805 amino acids)
Biological process (GO): protein dephosphorylation
Molecular function (GO): protein tyrosine phosphatase activity
Source: RefSeq, a predicted model, not a curated record
AAAAGGGAAGUGCAAAUAGUGGCCAAUAGCGAAUAUCGAUUAGAAGAGACUCCAUCCAUAUCUACAUACAUACAUAUUUCCCUGCCCCAAGGAUAUAUCCUAAUUUUUGUUCAGGUGUCUUGCUAGUGCGAAUGAUCUAUCGGUGACUUGAGUUGUGAACUUUAAAGACAGACCAUGGUGCAUCUGUAUCAACGACGUCGCAACCGCGAACAGGCUGUGAAACAAUUCAUUGAUCUCUGCAACAAUCUGGGUGCUAACUGCAGCACGACGACAGCCACAUCCCCGUCAGCUUCCUCCUCCUCAGCCAGCAGCACGCAGAACUUAAUAGCAGUAGUGCCGCCACAGUUGCAGCAGCUGCAGGUGCAAUUACCGGCGCCAGGAGGAGGGGCAGGUGCAGGAGGAGGAGGCGGAGGUGGUGGUGGUGGUGGUGGGGGCGCAACGCCUGUGAGACGCCACAUCUCGCAUACGACAGCCGUCAAGUUUCUGUACGCCCGUAAAUUCGAUAUACCGCGAGCGGUCUCGCUGUACGAACAGCAUGAACAGAUCCGCCUAAAGGAGUAUCUCUAUAACAUUGAUCCGGAUGUGGAGCCCUUGCGCUCCGAGUUGCAGACUGGCAAGUUCACAAUCCUGCCCGCACGCACUUCCAGUGGCGCUGCCAUCGCCCUAUUCACCGCCAAUCGACACAGUCCGCUGAGCGUUUCGCACACAACCACGCUGCAGGGCAUCGUUUAUCAGCUGGACAGUGCGCUCCAGGAUUCGGAGACGCAGCGCGCCGGUCUCGUUUUUAUCUACGACAUGAGCGGCUCCAAGUAUUCCAACUUUGACUACGACCUCUCCCAGAAGAUUCUCACACUGCUCAAGGGCGGCUAUCCGGCGCGUCUGAAGAAGGUGCUGAUCGUGACGGCGCCACUGUGGUUCAAGGCACCCUUCAAGAUCCUGCGUCUGUUUGUGCGCGAGAAGCUGCGCGAGCGAGUGUUCACUGUAUCGGUGCCUCAGUUGGCGCUGCACGUGCCGCGCAAGGCGCUGCCCAUUCACUUGGGUGGCACGCUGGAGGUCGAUCACGCCACAUGGUUGCUCAGCUGCCGCCAAUCGAUGACGAAUCGUGAGGACGAGCUGCUGGCCAAUAUCGUGGGUGUGGGCGGUGGAUCCGGAUCCGGUUCAGCAGCUGGAUCAGCGAUUGUGUCCACCAAUGGCACGGAAACGGAGGCCGCGACAACGGCAGCCACGAUAAUCAGCGCCGUCCACCAGUUGGGCGAUAAUAAUACCACCGUGGUGACAGUCAGCAAUGGUGUCGGUCCAGCUGGCUCGACAGCUGGCGGAGUAACUGCAGCAGCAACGGCAGCGACGGCGACGGAACCCAACGAAAAUAUCACAAUCAACGGACUGAGUCCAAGCCACCGACAGGCGGCGAACAACAGCAGCAGCAGCAGUGCAGUCACAGCGGCUAAUCCCCUCAAGCUCAAUACGAGUGGUACCGCGGACAACAAUAGUACCAUCACGAACGCCACCACAGCUGCUGGAGCAGCCGGAGCAGCUGCUGGCACCACCACCACCACCAAUGGCGGCGGCGAGUUCUGGUCAGAGAAUCCGCCCAGCAGCGCCUCGUCCGGCUUUAGUGACGAUGAUAGUCUCGCCGGCCAGGAGGGCGAUCCCAAGCCCAUUGAUCAGAUCGUUCAGAUGGUGAAGCAGCGCGGACGCCACGGGCUGAUUAAGGAGUACGCGGACAUUCGGAAUAGGGCGCCCGAGGGCACCUUCCUGCAUGCGAGAAUGCGUGCUAAUCUGACCAAGAAUCGCUACACAGACGUCCUCUGCUACGAUCACAGUCGAGUGGUGCUGGCAAACGAAGACGGCGACGAGCCGUCGGAUUAUAUAAAUGCGAAUUUCGUCGAUGGCUACAAACAAAAGAAUGCCUAUAUUUCAACUCAAGGUCCAUUACCAAAGACAUCCCAGGACUUUUGGCGCAUGAUCUGGGAGCAACAUUGUUUAGUUAUAGUGAUGACGACGCGCGUGAUGGAGCGCGGACGCGUGAAAUGCGGCCAGUACUGGGAGCCGACUGAAGAAAGUUCCUUAGAGUUUGGCGACUACCAUGUGCGAACAAUUAGCGUUGAGUGCAACGAGGACUAUAUGGUUGCCUCGUUAGAAUUGAGAAACAUAAAGACUGACGAAGUUCGCAAUGUCUCACAUUGGCAGUUCACCAGCUGGCCGGACUAUGGUGUGCCCAGCUCGGCCAUGGCCAUGCUGAACUUCCUGCAGAAGGUGCGUGAGAAGCAGGCGCAGCUCGUCCAAGGACUGGGCGACACCUGGGCGGGUCAUCCACGUGGACCGCCCAUUGUGGUACACUGCAGUGCAGGCAUUGGACGCACAGGUACAUUCAUCACCCUGGACAUUUGCAUAUCGCGCCUGGAGGACGUGGGCACGGCGGACAUACGCGGCACCGUUGAGAAGAUACGAUCGCAGCGAGCCUACUCCAUUCAGAUGCCCGAUCAGUAUGUGUUCUGUCACCUGGCACUCAUCGAAUACGCAUAUUCGCGUGGAAUGCUGCAGACGGUGGAUUUGGCUGGCUUCGAUGAACGUGAACCGGACUCGGAGUAGGCUACCACUACCAACAUAGUCUUUGGACCGGAAAGCGGACGAGGAAACAACUUGUAUACAGAAUAAUUUUAUGUUUUACCAUUGCAAAUUGGAGUUGUAACUUUCUUCGACUAGAUGUUCGUCCUGAUAUGAUAUAAUAUGAUAUAUAUGAUACGUGAGAAACGAUGGGAAGCACAGAUAGAUUCCGAGACACGGACGACGAGAGAGAGAGAUGAAAUUGUAGAGAGUAGAGUAAACAAUUUACGUUAAUCUAUUAUUUUUUUUUUAAAUAUUAUUACAUACCAAGCUAUAGUUGUAUAGCAAAAACAUCUAUAUAUAAACAUUAUUUAAAUUAAAUUUAAAGUAAAUGAAAAACAAAUAGCUAAAAAUAAAGAAACAAAAACAAAACCAGCAGCAUUAGCAAACAAACAAAAGGCUAAACAAAAGCAAAAACCGAAAUUAACAGCGAAGAGUGUUUAACCAUGACAAAGUUAACUAGAGUCCGAUAAAGUACGGAGUACAACGAAGGCAUAAAGGAUGAGGAUAAGGAUAAGGACGAGGACAAGGACAAGGACAAGGAUAAACGGGACUGGAGGCCACUCAAGGCGAGCAAAACCAAACAAACCGUCCGGCGGACAGUCGAAAUCGUAGGCGGACCCGAGAAGCGGACAAAUUUUUGUGCAUUUUCCCCCCAUCUUAACCAAGUAAUCAAGGUGCAGCGGGCUGCGAAUUUCCUAAAAGCAACUAUGCAGCUGAAGCUGGAGGAGCAACAGGAGCGGCAGCAGCAGCGGCACAGCAGCCAACUAGUUACAUAAAAUUUAUAGCAUAUGCCUAGAUCUACGUACCGCAUAUAGGAAUAUGGAAUACGUAUAACGAUUAUACAAAAAUACCAGAAGAAAUCACAUUUAAGCACUGUUCAAUGUUGUUGCAUACGAAAAUAGCCCAAAAAGAAGGAAGAGAGAUUCAUCUUCGCCAGCCCAGCCUCCUGGCCGCAUCUCCUCCUGAUGUGACCGAUUCUGAUGCCCGAAAACCCCCACCCCCCCAAAGCUCUCUUCGCUCCCCAAGCUGUUAAAUGUGUAAUUUUUGUUUUGUUUUUACAUAUUUUUUUUUUUCUAAUUCUUUACGAAUAUUUAUAUAUAGAGCGUAAUUAAGUGUGUCGUGCAGAGAGUCGUAGUGAAUUUUACUAAAAAUUAUUUUACCAACUAAACGUAAAUAGUUAAAAGCGCAGAAAGCGAGUAUUAAAGAAAAAUGAAUAAGAAACAUAUAUCUAACAUGCCUUCUUACCUACAUUUUUCAUAUAUAUAUAUAUGCCAAGCGAAUCUAAAACGGAAUAAUAAUCGUAAUGAAAAUAAAUGAAGGAAAA